Messenger RNA from Prorocentrum cordatum, 771 nucleotides. The record is from the annotation of a GenBank genome assembly. NCBI's taxonomy places the organism in Eukaryota, Dinophyceae, Prorocentrales, Prorocentraceae.
AUGGCGCACCCCUGGCGCUCGGUGGCGGACGCCCCGCCCGCCACCGCCGAGGCGCCCGUCCCGCCGCCGCCGAGCGGCGGCUACCCGCCGUGGCCCGUCUCGCUCGUGCGCCUGGGCCCCAGGAGGGAUCCGGGGGCCGGCGCUGCGCUGCCGCUGUCUUCGCUCGCCCCGCCGCGGGGUCCGGCGGGCCCGGCGCUCGGGGAGCCCGGCGCCCAGGGCGGGGCGCCGGGGCGGGGCGGCGCCUCCGCGCAACAGGUGUUGCGCGGCCCGGCCGUGCACGCCCUCGCGGGGCGGGGCGCUCUCAGGCAGCGGCUCGCGGAGCAGGGCGCCGCUCGCCAGGGCCUCGCGGGGCGCCGCGCCCUGCAGGAGCUCGAGGCGGGGCAGGCCGCGCCGCGCGGGGGGGCGGGCCUGCGCGACUUCACGACGGUGAGGCUGAAGGGCGUGAUGUCGUCCCUCACGCCGCAGGAACUCGUCGAGGUGCUCAACGGCAGCGGGUGCAGGAGUUCGUUCGAUUUCGUGUUCGUCCCAAAGGACACCAAGAGGGGCAUUGUCCGCGGCGGCAGCAUCGCCUUCGUGAAUUUCUCCAACGCAACUGCAGCCAGAGAUUUUUGCCAGAGGUUUCACCAAAGCACGUUGCCUGGAGUGAGCUUGCCGGGCGUCAGGUUAGACGUCUCUCCAUCGAACGUGCAGGGUUUUCAGGCCAAUCUCGACCUCCGUAUGAUGUCUGAGCACCACCGAAAGGGGCUUCUCCUAGAGCUAUGCGUACUGUAG